Molecule: messenger RNA, 684 nt
Organism: Postia placenta MAD-698-R-SB12
Lineage: Eukaryota; Fungi; Basidiomycota; Agaricomycetes; Polyporales; Adustoporiaceae
Exons: 9
Coding region: 1-684 (227 amino acids)
Source: RefSeq, a predicted model, not a curated record
AUGGCGACUUCUGAAUCCUUGACGGACACCCUUCAACUCUUAGUGUGGACACAUUCGUUCUUGCUGGCCGGAGUGUGUCUCGUGCUAUACGAGUACAUCGUCACUCUGUCCCAGGAAGUCUCUGCGAUGUGGCAAGGCAAAUUGACGAGCGCCACGUUGAUAUUCUUUCUGAACCGAUAUACGACGUUGGCGUGGGGCAUCUUUGGCACUCUGCUUCUGUUUAACUCAAUUAAACAGUCGGCCUCAAGCUAUACCCAUUUGAUCUUCUUCUGGGGCUCAUUGAAUAUGAUCUGGCAAGGUAUCUGGGCAGCUUUCAGUGCUCUGCGCGUCUAUGCCGUCAGCGACCGUAACUACCUGUUGGCGCUGUUGGCGCUCCUCCUCGGGCUUGUCCCUGUUGGCACCAACGCGUACACGUAUGCAAUGAGCUCCCCGGGACAUGCGACCCUACACACCACCAAAACGCUUGCUGUUCCGGGAAACGAGGUACCCUCCGCGGUUGCGAACAAGUUGGUGAUCAUAACGCACGUCAGCCUGAUUUCGUGCGACAUACUCGUGCUCGCCGUCACAUGGGCAAGCAUGCUGCGGCUCCGCCGCGCUACCGGCAAUGCGGGCGAGCGUGUCGCGCCACUCCUGACGCUCCUCGGACGCGACGUGCAUAAGCCCGUGGCAAUUGAGAUGAUUUAA